AUGGUCGGAUCUGAAAGAGGUGUCAAGGCUGCGGGCCGCGAGUCGCAGUGUUACACGCGAGAUAUCGGUACUCGAAAUUUCUGUAUCACGCCAGGUCGAGAAAAUGUGGAGAGGGAAGAUGGAUUGAGAUAG
This is a messenger RNA of Sclerotinia sclerotiorum 1980 UF-70, 132 nucleotides long. RefSeq lists its product with no specific name. The coding region runs from base 1 to 132 and encodes 43 amino acids. The transcript has a single exon. Lineage: Eukaryota; Fungi; Ascomycota; Leotiomycetes; Helotiales; Sclerotiniaceae. The record is from RefSeq and is a predicted model, not a curated record.